Messenger RNA from Sitophilus oryzae (rice weevil), 1260 nucleotides. RefSeq lists its product as uncharacterized. Lineage: Eukaryota; Metazoa; Arthropoda; Insecta; Coleoptera; Curculionidae. Bases 1 to 1260 code for a protein of 419 amino acids. The record is from RefSeq and is a predicted model, not a curated record. Gene Ontology annotation, molecular function: catalytic activity. The transcript has a single exon.
AUGCUGCUCUCAUCCACGAGUAAGAAAAUAACCCACGACAUUGAAGUGUUAACUAUCGAGAGCGGAUCAUUCACGAUAAGCUCCGUAUAUAAACCCCCUGGCCAAAACCUAGACCUUUCAAUGCCAGGCCACUUUAACAACCAGAAGACUCAAUUUGUUGUGAGCGAUUUUAACUGUCACAGCACCACCUGGGGAUAUGGCGAAACAGGCUCCAAUGGUCAAUUGCUGGAGCAAUGGGCUGAGGCUACCAGCCUCUCACUUCUCCACGAUCCCAAGCUCCCUUGCUCUUUCAACAGAAAAAUUUGGAAGCGAGGUUAUAACCCUGAUAAUUGCUUUGUCAGUAGGAACAUCCACGACACCUGCUGCAAAAAUGUAUAUAAUGCAAUUCCAAAGACACAACACCGACCUAUCGGAAUCCAAGUCUACUCUACAAUCAAAACAACCAAAAUAUCUUUCCGUAGGAGAUUCAACUUUAUGAAAGCCAGGUGGCCAGAAUACUCCCAAGUGCUGGAUGAGGAAAUAACCAAUUUGGCCCCAACACCAAGCAACUACCACAUCUUUGUUGAGUCCCUGCGAAAGAUAUCCAGACGAUAUAUUCCUAGGGGCUGCAGACAACAUUACAUUCCAGGGCUCUCGAAUGCCUCAAGGGACACCCUGGAGCAGUACGAACAAUUGUUUGCGGAAGAUCCAUUCAGCGAUCAAACCAUCACUUGCGGAACAGCUUUAAUGACAGCUCUCAGCGAGGCACGUGAGAAGAAAUGGGUAGAAACCCUGGAUAGAAUGGACAUGUCUCAUAGUAGUAAAAUAGCUUGGAAUCUAAUCAAGAAACUGGAUGGUGACCCAAAACUAAGCAAGGCCCCUGCCAAUGUAACACCCAAUCAAGUGGCCAACCAACUCCUUCUUAAUGGCAAAUUCAACUCCAAACGCCAGAAAACCAAAAUCAAACGCCUAAUACCAACUGAAAACACCAACUUUCAGAAAUCAUUUACCAUGAAAGAGUUGAACAAUGGUAUAAAUACCAUGAAGAAUGGAAAAGCCGCUGGGAAUGACGAUAUGUGCGUGGAACAGAUCAAAAAUGUCGGUCCUGGAACCAAAGAAUGGAUACUUAAACUUUUCAACGUAUGUCGCGAAACCUUUCAAAUUCCAAAACUGUGGCGGAAGUCAAAAGCUCUCCUUAAACCCGGAAAAAUCCAGAGUCUCCGAAAAGCUACCGACCCAUAUCCCUCCUUUGCCAUCUGUUUAAGCUCUACGAAAGACUAA